CUCUUCUCCGCCGCUGCGCGUCCGCAGGCGCAGCCAGGGGAGCCUCCGCCGCGGCACUGUCUGAUAGACCUCGCGCUGGGCGCCCUGCACGCCAGCAGAGGGAGCCUGUUGCGCUGCUCCUCCGCCUCCGAGGCGCGCGACUGCAUCACGGGCUACCUUGCCUCCCUGCUCGACCCCGCCGACAUGGUGGCGCUCAUCGCGGACGCGGAGCGCGACGUCUGGGCAGGGCCGCUCGGGGUGGUCUCGCCGCCCGUGCACGCGAUGACCUUCGACAGGACGCGGCUCUUGUGGGCCCAAUACUUCAGGCAGUUCGAGAAGCAGGACGCUGCCGUGCGCGGCUUCCUCGCCAGCCUGAAGUCGCUUGCCACCUCGGGCAGCUCGUCGCCGAGCCAGGGGGCUGCCCAGGGCACGCCCGGGCAGCAGCCGGCCGUCGCGGCCACGAUCCUCGGAUUCCUCCGCGAGCUGCACCAGAGGUGCCUGGAGCAGCAGGGGCCGGCGGCCCACGCGGGCAUGCUGCGCCGCACGCCCGAGAAGCUCUGCGAGGAGCUCGGCCCCAGGGAGGGCCCGGGCCUCGUGGGGCAGGCCUGGAGCCUGGCCGCCCGGGCCGCCGAGGAGUACUUCCGCACCGCGCAGGGCCAGCAGGAGCACCUGCGGCGGUGCACCUCGACGCCAGACUGGGUGCGGACUCCGCCCCGGUGCCGCGGCGAGCCCCAGGCGUUGACCCGCGCGGUCUGGGAGGAGUGCAUGAGGCAGGCCGUGCAGAAGCACAAGGGGGCGUUCGACGGCGGGGUCGUGCUCGCGCUGUUCGAGGCGUUCCAUCACCCGAGGGAUUUGGAGAUCAGCCUGAACGAGGUGUGCGCCGCAGUGGUGUGCGCCUCCUCCGCCACGGUGGCCGAGAAGGCGGAGGCCCUCUUCGGGCUCUACGGCACCGCGCAGUCUGUGAACGACAUGUUCCACGUCGUCCCGAUGUCCGUCAGCUCCGCUGCUGUCAUCGAGGGGCUCGAGGGCAACAGGAGGCUGGCCGCCGUGGAUACCGAUGCCAGGCAGCAGUUCCCGGCGCCGGCGAAUGACGACGACAUCGCGGGCAUGGCGCUCCACUUCCGGCUCUACGGCUCCAACCGCAGGGGCCGGGACACCGAUUCCCUGCUGGGGCACGUCUUCGUGCCCUCCCUGCACGACUUCUCCUGGAGCGGCGUCGGCAUCGACCGGCCCAGGACGUUCCCGAUCUGGGGCGAGAGGGUCCCGAUCCCGGUCGGCACGACCCAGUUCAUCAGCAGUGGCAGGAGCGGCAGCUCGGCACGCCCCCUCGUGGGCGAGGCGAAGAUGGCGAUCAAGUGGAUGCCGUCGGAUCCGGACGGCUCGUGCGUGGGGCAGAUUGGGAUCCACCUGUUCUCGGUGAGCUUCACGGCCCGGGAGCUCAGUGCGCAGGAAAAGAACCCGAGCCUCCGGGUGGUGACGCACGACGAGGCGGGGGGUGAGGUCAAGAUCGAGCGGUGGGACCCACGGAAGGGCCUGACACGGGUAGCGGGCACCCUGAAGGACAUGGCCUUGACGAAUGUGUACGGCGGCCACAUCGAGUUCUCCCCCACCAUGUGGUGGGACACCCUGGGCGCUCUGCACACCUACCACGACGGGCGCGGGGACCAGGGCUGGAGGGAGGCCGAGCGCUCGUGGGUGUGGAGCCGCAAGAUGGGGGACCAGUACUCCGUCCAGGGCAUGCGGCUUCCAGAGAAGUUUGUGCUCCCAGAAGAGCACCGUGCGUCCAAGGAGGGAAGGUCGUGUGCAUCGUCUGAUCCUAACGUCAUUUCCUUGCAAGCCUGCAGGCUGCUGACCCAGACCAUCCUCCUGCGAGGCUACCACUGCGUCACCAAUCGCCAGGCGGCCCUCAUCUCCGACAUGACCUUCAGCCGUGCUGGUGCAGUGCCGGGCCUGCUCGACGCGGUGUUGGUCCCAGGGGAGAUCGGCGGGCAUUCAGACUUCGAGCAGGCCCGGCAGGACGGCAGGUGCACGGACGUGAAGUACAGCAUGAUCUACACGCACGAGCUGCAGGUGACCGUCGCCGCUGGGUCUUUGAGCCUCUUUCCGCCGCGCGACGGGGGCUCGCUGACGCUGCAGCACCUCAACAUCCAAGAUCCCUAUCCGGGCAGCGCGAAGGUCCUCUGGAUCCGCUUCGCGCGCGCAGGUGACGGCCGGCGCGCCACCGUUCAGAUCCCCGUCAGCCCGGUGGGGUACUUGACCUUGCCGCCACCAGAUGAGAUUGACGUCGACAUGCCUGAGCGCGCCGUAGUUCAGGCCAGCGGGGGCGGUAAGCCCUUGGAUACCGCCGCCACGCAGAUGUCCGUCACGAAGUCAGAGUUCGUGAACUGUGUGCUUGCGAGCCCACUGCUCAGCGAGACGCUGCGGCGCAUGACUAUGGUAGACGAUAGCCCAGACUCAGACGCACCCAGCGCGACGCCUACGCGUGCAGGCGUGGCCGUCAAUCUGCAUGUAACGAUAGACGAUCCAGACCAAGAUCAGGAGCAGCAAGAGUUCAUGGAUGCGCUCGAGCUCCGCCAGGGGAUCCUCCUCGAGGUGUGGGACAGCGACGGCCUGUCGUCCCGCUCGGACCUGCUGGGGGAGUGCUGGCUCCCGCAGCUGAGCCGCUUUGGCCCCGAGCCGCAGGUCCUCGAUCUGAUGCUGGAGAAGCCCCCAGACGUGACCGAUGCAACGAGUACGCGUCCGGACCCCCACAAGCAGCUCGACGAGAGCAUCGUGGUGAAAGGCUCGUUGAAGGUGGAGGUCACAUGGAAGUUCCCCCUGGCAGAGCCCGAGCAGCCUGACGGUGCCGGGGCCAACCUCUCGCGCGAAGAGCUCGCGAAGCGCCGGGCGCUGAUGCACUCCGGCACCUGCACACUGAAGAUCCUCGAGGCCCGAAGGUUGCGCAGUGCCGACGUUGGCACCUUCAACCGGCCAGGAAAGAGCGACCCCUACGUCUGCGUCUACGUGCGGAACGAGGCCUUCGGUGCUGACGAGCAGGACUUGAAGCGCGGGUUCGGCAAGGGUGGGUGGCACGUGAGCGACACGCGGCCGCACCAGUGGAAGCCGCUCAUGCAGACCAAGGUGGUGAAGGACAACAACAACCCGGUGUGGAAGGACGAGGAGAAGACCUUCGAUCUGCAGACCGGUGGCUUCGAGAGGCGGACCAAACGCACUCGCACGCUGACCCACCCUGUCACGAAGCGCGGGCGCCAGCUGAAGCAGGACCAGGAGCACCUCUCGGCGGUGGGAAAGAGCAGCGAGAACGAUCUGGAUGUUUAUUUCGAGAGUUCUAUCAGCCAGCGGGAUGAGGCGGACGAGGAUGAUGAUGAGGACCGGGGUCGUCGCCACGGCUUCAGAGUGUUCCGAGGUGACACCAUUUUCUCCUUCAAGGACAAGCUGCGGGAGGCGUGCAUGGCGGAGAGCGACCACGAGGAAAGACACUCUUUCAGGACGCGGUACGAGAGCGCAGCCAAGUCCAUCUCCGCUCAGCACGUGGUGAUGGUAUUCGUCCCCCCAGACAACCUGCGCAGCCUGAAGCAGAGGCGCCAGGAGCUCAACUACAAGAGGCAGCUGCAGCUAGAGCUUCAAGACCCUUCCAAUUGGCAGCCGCUGGAUGACCUCAAGACCUUCGGCCAGUACGCAACAUCUUUCGGCUUCGGCCCCGAGGGGGAACACCAGAGGCUCAUGGUCCGGGAGGGCAGCGAGGACCUGAAGAACAAGAACCUGCGCUACCGCCAGUUCGCAGAGCAGCGCCGGCGCCUGGUCGAGCCCGUCGGCACGACCGACACCGAGGCGGAGUGCUUCGGCUACGCCCUGUGCUUCCACGAGCGGGACGGUGGCUCGCGGGAGUGGCGGCAGGCGCUCAUCCGGCGCCCCGAGCAGCCGGGCGCCCCGCCCCGCGCCUCCCUGCUGUGCCCGCUGGAGGGCGGCGCCUCCGCCGCCGCCCCGCCCCAGGGCGCCGCAGGCGCCGAGCUGGUGCUGCCGGCGCCCGCCGAGCCGAGGAUCUUCGACUUCAGCGUGCCCGGGCACGCGGAGUUCCUGGCGUUGGCCCCGGCGCUGCAGGCGCAGGGCAAGAGCGAGAGAGAGAUCCUCGAAGAGUUGAACAAGGCGCAGCGCGAGAAGUGGAUGCGGGCGAAGAGCCAGGCGGGCCCCGGCGCCGGCAGAGCGAGGCCGAGGGCGACAGGCCAGGAGCCCGGCCGGGAGCCGGGCCAGGCGCCGGGCCCGGAGCCCGACGGGCCGCAGCGGAAGCAGCCGCCGAGGCCCGUGGACAUCACCGCGCGCGAGGUGCGCGCUGCCCUCCGGCGCGGUGGCCUCGGGUGAGCCCGGAGGCGGCUGGAGGUUGGGCACGGACACCACGGCGUGACCUACGAGUAGGACGUAGGCACACGCUGCAGGUGCAGUUUGCUUUGCAAUGCCUCUCCGUGCUCUCCUCCUGCUGCUUUCCCUCCAUCCUCUCCCUCCUCCUCCUCCUGGCCCUCCUGCCUGCCGCUCCUCCUCCUCCCCCCUUUGUGUCGCUCCCGUGCUGGGGGCCCGUUGCGCGACGAAGGGGCCGGGCAAUAGUCCUGCCGCCCCUGGCCACGUGUCCGGCCAGGUAAUUCGAGUGGCCCUCUCGCCCUCCCUGUUCUCGUCUCCCCUGGCCCUAUCUUCCUUUGUUCUCGACCUCUCGUCCUGUCCCUUUCUCUCACCUCUUCUCGCUACUGGCAUUGUCUCAUGCCCUUCUGGGCCUGUAUGCCCUCCCGGGCUUGUGAAGCUGCAGCCGAAGUUGCCGCGGUACCCAGAGCUGUUCGGCAACACGGUGCGCAAACAUGAA
This is a messenger RNA of Prorocentrum cordatum, 4828 nucleotides long. The record is from the annotation of a GenBank genome assembly. NCBI's taxonomy places the organism in Eukaryota, Dinophyceae, Prorocentrales, Prorocentraceae.